ACUUUCGGUUUCCACUGCCUUUAGCCCUGGUCGGUGAAGACACCGUCACUUCUGAGAGGAGUUCGCAUAUGCUUAUUUUAUUUAAUUGUUUAGGUUCAACACGUUUCAGCGUGACUACGGCAUGGCUGUUGGCAUGGGAGGAGCUAUGCUGUUUUAUCAAGUGUUUGUCCCACUGCUAUUGGUUGCCACACCGUCAUCUUCAGAAGAAAAGUUUGGCCUGACAGGAGGGUUUAUCGUGUUGCAGGCGAAGCCAAUGCCUAAAAAUGUUUCCAACAUUAUCUGGAAACACAACAAGGACAAAGCUGCAGAAUGGUUUGAUGUCGAUGAUGCGCCAACCUAUUAUAACAUAUUUAAAGAUGUCACUACACUGAAUAUGCAAACCUGGGCCUUGAACAUCUCAAACCUCCAGCCACAUUUCAGUGGGAAAUAUUCAGCUGAGGUGAACAACAAGGACCCAACUCAGUUUGUGACCUUAACUGUACUUGGGCCAGUUUUAAAGCCUGAAAUCAGCAUGGACUGCAUUGAUACCAAACCCAACUGCACCCUGACCUGCCAGGGAAAGGAAGAUAAAUACACAAAGUACACCUGGGCUGAUGGCACUAAAGAGUGGUCUGAAUCUAAACUGACUGUGGAGAGGAAAGACCAUGAUGUGAUCUACACCUGUAACUUUAGUAAUCCAGUGGACUGGGCAUCCAGUCCAGGGACAGUCAAAAAAUAUGUACCGCCUCCAUCGCCGUCACCAGGACCUGGUACAGCUAUUGCAGUUGUGGUGGUUGUGGUGUUACUUUUAAUUGCAGCGUUAAUUAUAGUUCGACUUUGGCAGGUGUUAAAAAGGAAAGGAAAAAGUUUGACUGAUCUGUGGACAAUGUCAAGCCAAGACAGAACAGACAUAUGGAGAUCAUAUAUAUCUUGCAAUAAUGGUAAUUAAAAAAUAAUUACACUA
Messenger RNA from Clupea harengus (Atlantic herring), 943 nucleotides. Its product is annotated as SLAM family member 5-like. Gene Ontology annotation, cellular component: membrane. The coding region runs from base 122 to 928 and encodes 268 amino acids. Lineage: Eukaryota; Metazoa; Chordata; Actinopteri; Clupeiformes; Clupeidae. The transcript is spliced from 6 exons. The record is from RefSeq and is a predicted model, not a curated record.